This is a messenger RNA of Nanorana parkeri, 2361 nucleotides long. RefSeq names its product dihydropyrimidinase like 4 (gene DPYSL4). Gene Ontology annotation, cellular component: cytoplasm; cytosol. The coding region runs from base 1 to 2034 and encodes 677 amino acids. Gene Ontology annotation, molecular function: hydrolase activity, acting on carbon-nitrogen (but not peptide) bonds, in cyclic amides. The record is from RefSeq and is a predicted model, not a curated record. The transcript is spliced from 14 exons. Lineage: Eukaryota; Metazoa; Chordata; Amphibia; Anura; Dicroglossidae.
AUGGCAUACAGGGGGAAGACAGACAAAGUCCUGGAAGAAGUGCCCAGCUACUUCUCUAAGCUGGGUUCAGAAAGUCCAAAGCCCAGGCAGAAAUAUGGGGGGAUGUUCUGCAACGUGGAGGGGGCCUUUGAGAACAAGACCAUCAAUUUUGAGUCACUGAGUGUUGGCAAGAGAAAUGGAAGUAAGAAGAUGGAUGGGGGCAGUUCUGGUACUGGUUCUGAUGGGCUCAGUGAGUCCGGCAGUGAGAGCAGCAGCAUGGGCAGUGUGGAUGGACUGGGAUCUGCUGAGAAGAUGGACCUUCAGAGACUUGAACCUGUCACAGUGGCUGAACCAGCUACUUAUAGCCAGAGUGACAGACUUCAUAUCAAAGGAGGGAAAAUUGUGAACGAUGAUCAGUCAUUCCUCGCAGACAUAUACAUCGAAGAUGGCUUAAUAAAACAAAUUGGGGAAAACCUGAUUGUCCCUGGUGGUGUUAAGACCAUUGAUGCCCAUGGCUUGCUGGUCAUACCUGGAGGAAUAGAUGUCCACACAAGACUACAGAUGCCUGUGAUGGGAAUGAUCAGCGCAGAUGACUUCUUCCAGGGAACUAAAGCCGCAUUAGCAGGAGGCACUACGAUGAUCAUUGACCAUGUCUUUCCUGAGGCUGGGAUGAGCCUAACUGCGGCAUAUGACCAGUGGAGAGAGUGGGCUGAUGGGAAAGUCUGCUGUGAUUACUCAUUACAUGUGGACAUCACACACUGGCAUGAAAGCCUAAAAGAGGAAAUGGAGGCUUUAGUAAAGGACAAGGGUGUGAAUUCAUUUCUUGUAUUUAUGGCUUACAAAGACACAUACCAGUGUACGGAUGCUGAGAUGUUUGAAAUCUUCAGCAUCAUUCGGGAGCUAGGUGCAAUAGCACAGGUCCAUGCCGAAAAUGGGGACAUCAUUCAAGAGGAACAGAAGCGUCUGCUAGAACUUGGCAUCACCGGACCUGAAGGCCACGUGCUCAGCCGUCCAGAGGAGGUUGAAGCAGAGGCGGCUUACCGUGCCAUAACUAUCGCCAAACAAGCCAACUGCCCCCUGUACAUCACUAAAGUCAUGGGCAAGGGGGCCGCCGAUGUGAUCGCUCAAGCAAAGAGGAAAGGUACGGUGGUGUACGGUGAGGCACUGGCAGCUGGACUGGGUACCAAUGGCACUCACUACUGGAGUAAGAACUGGGCAAAGGCUGCAGCUUUUGUUACCUCACCACCCGUGAGCACGGACCGGUCUACCCCAGAAUAUCUAUGUUCAUUAUUGUCCUGUUUUGACCUCCAGGUAACGGGCAGUGCGCACUGUGCCUUCACCACAGCACAGAAAGCCGUAGGAAAGGACAAUUUCACCUUAAUACCAGAAGGCACCAAUGGUGUGGAAGAAAGAAUGUCAAUCAUAUGGGAAAAAUGCGUGACCCCUGGGAGGAUGGACGAGAAUGAGUUUGUAGCCGUGACCAGUACAAACGCAGCCAAAAUCUUCAACUUGUAUCCACGGAAGGGAAGAAUCGCCACGGGCUCAGACGCCGACCUAGUUAUCUGGAAUCCGAAAACGUUAAAAAUAAUUUCUGCCAAGACACAUAAUUCGGUUGUGGAGAUGAACAUAUUUGAAGGGAUGGAAUGUCAUGGAGCACCAGAAGUUGUCAUAAGCCAAGGACGGAUUGUUCUGGAAGGUGAAACCCUUCACGUCAUUCAAGGGUCAGGCCGCUUCGUUCCAAGGAAGACAUUCCCUGAUUUUGUAUACAAGAGAAUUAAAGCCAGGAAUAGGUUGGCAGAGGUCCGUGGAGUUCCCAGGGGGAUAUAUGAUGGACCCGUUCAUGAUGUCACAGUGGCCACUAUGUCUGUAGCACCUACGCCAACCUCCCGGACAGCAGCCUGUUCAGGCAAAGUGCAGAUAGUACCAGCCCGAAAUCUGCAUCAGUCUGGAUUCAGUUUGUCAGGAUCCCAAAAGGAUGACCACAUCCCGAGACGCACUACUCAGAAAAUUGUAGCACCCCCUGGUGGUCGUUCUAAUAUUACUUCACUUUCAUAGUACAGAGUGCCUUGAGUACAUGAGGAAUUCACAGAGAGGAAAAGGAGGUCACAUGUGUUUGCAUGAUGAUUUUGUGAACAAUUAACCUUGAAGCAAAGAUCCCCACUGACCCUUAUCCACAUUUGUGUAUGGUGUCUAACAGGGGAGAGGGUUAGUAUUAUAGAAGGAUGUAAGCACUGUUUUGUUUUGGGACUACGUAUGGUAUAGUCAAACGUUGGCUUUAAAGUGCCCCUUUUCCUGCUCACAAUGGAGGCAGCCAAGUUGCUGGCUGAAGAAAACCUUGUGACACUGUACCUCAACCUUUCAUUGGGAACCUUGUGACAUCAG